This is a messenger RNA of Penicillium vulpinum, 1593 nucleotides long. RefSeq names its product putative mitochondrion biogenesis protein (She9) (gene she9). The record is from RefSeq and is a predicted model, not a curated record. Gene Ontology annotation, biological process: inner mitochondrial membrane organization. The transcript has 2 exons. NCBI's taxonomy places the organism in Eukaryota, Fungi, Ascomycota, Eurotiomycetes, Eurotiales, Aspergillaceae. Gene Ontology annotation, cellular component: mitochondrial inner membrane. The annotation marks the transcript as partial.
ACUUGCUACAAUGACCCUCAACAAUCUGAUAAGACUAUCCGAGGCCAAGUUCCGUCCCGAGAUGACCCUCACCCGUACUCUCUUCGCACCACCACCACUUCCUGCCACAAACCUGUGGCCCUUGUUUUGGCCAUGCAGUCUAUGCCACAACUGCUUAGGCAAUCACUCCGAUCAAGCCUCCAAUUCACAACCACCUCCUCCCCAGUGCGAGCGCACUUCCGCCCUGCAUUCUCCGUCAACAGACCGACUCCGCGGAGCUUCUCCGCCUGCAUACAAUGCCAAUUCCGCCGAUCGCCGAGCACAUAUUUGGCCUAUAGUGACCGAGAAAAGUUCUCCGCUGAUACCGAGAGGCUAAUCAGGGAAAAGGAGAAAGAACUCGCCGAGCAGGAGCUCGCUUCGCGCGACCCGGUCCCGAUCCCGGGUGUGGAGGCUGGUAGUUCUGUCGAUUCAGUCCCUCCUGCUACAGAGACCGAUCAGACCACCGCACAACCACAAACAAACCAGAGUGAUAAGGAACAGUCAGUUCCACAGGAGGAAGAUGUUAGUGCAGCUAGCGUGAGGAAAGGAGGCCUGCCCUCGUACUUGGAAAACCGUCGGUCAAAAUUAUCCAAGCAGUUCACCACAAUGAUGGACAAUUUGCAAUCGAAUGUGUUCGUUGCGGGCCAGCGUUUGAACGACUUGACUGGAUACUCCAGCAUUGAAGCAUUGAAGAACGAUAUCCAGUUCCACGAGGGCCGACUCCGCACUGCCCGAGUGAACGUCAAGAAAGCGAAAGAAGAGUACGCCAAAGCGAUUAACCGCCGCUCAACCUCCCAACGCGAAGUAAACGAACUCCUCCAACGCAAGCACGCCUGGUCCUCAACAGACCUGGAGCGAUUCACCCUCCUCUACCGCAACGACCACACAAACGAGGUUGCUGAGACUGAGACCUCCCACGCUCUAUCGGCCUGCGAGCGCGAAGCUGAAGAGGCUGCUGCGCAACUGAGCAAGAGCAUCCUCUCGCGAUACCACGAGGAGCAAGUCUGGUCCGACAAGAUCCGCCGCAUGUCGACAUGGGGAACCUGGGGUUUGAUGGGCAUGAACGUCCUGCUAUUCCUUGUCUUCCAGAUCCUCGUGGAGCCGUGGCGUCGGAAGCGACUCGUCAAGGGCUUCGAGGAUAAGGUCGUUGAAGCGUUGGAGAAAGAGAAGGUCCUGAACCGGGCUAUGUUUGCCGAGAACGCCGUUUCGAUCUCGGCGCUGCCGAAUACCUCUAUCGUCCCCGAGGUUAUUGACUCUACCUCCGAGGACACACUUGAGACUACUCCUUCUCUUUUGAUUGAGCCAAAGCUUGCUACGACGGAGACAGAUGCGCCCAUCACAGGGUCCAUUGUCUCAGUGACCGAUGCUGAUGCCCCCCAGUCUCUCCAGACCCGUCUGUCAAACAUUUCUUCUCCAGUUCUGUCACUCGAGUACUGGAAGCAGGUGACUGGCGAGUUCUUCAGUAAUCGCAGCAUUGCUGUCUCCCAAUACGAUCUCACCACUGCGGUUCUCAAGAGUGCCGCAGCUGGUGCAGCUGUGACGGGCCUACUCUUCGCCCUGAUCAGAUCUCGGUAA